Molecule: messenger RNA, 1860 nt
Organism: Prorocentrum cordatum
Lineage: Eukaryota; Dinophyceae; Prorocentrales; Prorocentraceae
Source: the annotation of a GenBank genome assembly
AUGGUGGACCUUCUCAGGAAGCAGUACCUCGCGGCCAAGGAGCAAAACGACCAGACCCGCAUGGACGAGAUCCUCGCAGCAUGCUCAGAGGCAAAACCAGCUGAACCAGUCGCAGCACCAGAGCCAUCAACAGGACAGAAGCUCCAAGAGGCAGUCGCGGAGCUCAACCGUCUCCAGAAGCACCAAGACAAGCUGGCCAAGCAACUCAAGCGUGCUACCGAGUACCGCAAUGAUGUACUCCAGAGGAUCAGCACCAACGUGUCCGAGCUGGCCGACGCGAAGAAGCACUUCCAAGAAGCCAAAGCCGACGCCGGAGGAGAUGCAGCCGAAGCACAGCCAGCCAAGAAACAGGACGACGCGGAGGAGGAGUUCCCGACCCUGGACGACGAGGAGUUGGCCAUGCUGGACAGCAAACAGAAAGAGGAGUAUGAAGCAAUCCAGAAAGAAUUCCAGAAGGCCAGGCAAUACAUCGACGGCAAGAAGACAGCAGUCAUCAACGCGAAGAAGGCGCUCGACGCAGCCAAGACCAUCAAUACCAAGGCCUGCAAGCGGCGUAAGGGAGAAGACGGAGCUGAAGCUAAACCAUCUCAGGAACCAGCAGCAGCACCUGGCGAACAGGCAGAUGCACCUGCGGCCGAUGCUGGACCAGUUCAAACAGACCCAGAGGUGGAGCUCGCCAACCAGUUCGACCUCUCAGAUGACGACCAGGUCAAGGCCUACCUCUCGAAGCUGGCCCAGAUCAAGAGCAGGACGUCGCCACGCGGCAGGGGUCCUAACUACAGCCAGAAGUACGACGAUGUUGAAGCCGAGAUCGACGGUACUGGCAUCAAGAUCCAGACCGAAGGCAAGAACCAGCAGACCAAUUCAGACGAUGCGAAGCCCAUCGUCACCAUCUUCGUGGCCAACGUUACGCAGUACAACACGGCCGCCAAACUUUUCAUCGAGGGCAAGAGCAAGCAGUGCGACAUCAUCGCGCUGAGCGAACACCACCUACGAGAUGCGCAGGGCCACAGCAUUUUCGCCAAUGAUUUCCAUGACAUCACCAUGGUGAAGUGGCAGCUCAAAGGACAGCAGAUAGCAGUGAUCACGGCCUACCUCACAGCAUCCAUCGGCUUCACGGGUCGACCCAUACCCAUGACGGAAAUACAAAGAGAGAAAGGUAUCAAGAGGCAACAACGCGACCGCACCCAGUACAACGAAAUGGCUAAGUACCUUGAAGAUGACCUCUUGGACAACAAGCUCCUGGACACGUACUACACGCAGACUGUGGCCAUGCGUUGCGACCAGAAUAUCUGGGAUAAGUGCCGAGAUGAGGAGUCAUCUUGCCGAAUCCGAGGCGCGCCGUUGUGGGUGCAGAAUUCGAUAGCGUACAAGCAGGACCCGCGCAUGAGUGAGUUGCUGGGUAAGUUGUAUGGCAAGUGGGCGAAUGCGGCGGAGCGGGCACUCUCGACCAUCACGGAGGCACCGAUCCACCCACGAGCGAGACGUGGACAGCCAACACGCUACAAGGAGGUACCCUACCCGCAGCACAUCGCAGGCAAGCCAAAAGGUAACACUAAAGCGGACGAGCAGCAGCACACCAGCACCCUCUGGACGGCGCUAUAUCAGCGUUGCCGAGACGGCGUUCUGCUCCUCCAAAGGCACCCGAUAGAGAGCAAGCACCACUUGGAUGCUGUCAGCCUCAUCACCAAGAAUGUAGUCACGCAGAUUGACAAGCUUGAAAAGACCAAAGUAGCGGAGACCGACUACCUGGAUGAGCAGGCGGCCCUUCUCGCCAAACGAGUCAGCUCCCUCGGCCACGACAUCGACCCCGACACGCACACGGAGAAUACGCACACGGAGAAUAUCACCGAGUGGCAG